AUGGGCGGCCACGCAUUCCACUAUCUCUAUUGCCCACGCAUGUCCCCAGCGCUCUACCUCAAAGUCCGCGAACAAACCACCGACGCCCUGCGCAAGCUCUUCAAACACGUCGUCGUCCCCACCGAACUGCCCUCCAAACCCGACUACGGCGACGUCGACUUCCUCGUCGCCGGUUUCCUCCAAGCUUCGCCCACCACCACCACCGCUGCGCUCGACUGGCCGACCAUGGUUUCCAAGACCAAAGACGCUUUCAACACAGUGCACGGCAGACGCGGCCACCUCACUCCAAGCGUCAUGUACUUCGCCAUCCCGGCGCCGGGACCUGAGAACGACUUCUGGGUCCAGGUCGAUGUCAAGGUGUGCGAGGAGGCGACCAAGGAGGCGUUUGAGUGGAUGAGGUUCAAACUGAACUAUGCGAGUGCGGCGAAGAUGAUUGGGUCGUUGAUCAAGCCGCUAGGGCUGAAUAUUAACCCCGAGGGACUCCAUAUUCGGGUCGAGGAGGUGGAGGAGGCGAAUGUGCCGGGGAGUAUGGUGCUCGUGACUAAGGAUGCGAGGGAUGUGCUCAAGAUCGUUGGGCUGGAUAGGCGGAUUCUGCAUGCGGGUUUCGCGACGAAGGAAGAGCUCUACGAGUACCUCGCCUCGUCCUGGCUGUUCAACCCGGCGCACUUCGCCAAGCGCCUGGAAGACGCCAAGUACGUGGCCCAUCUUGAAGAACGCGCGCCUCCAUGGGUGCCCUUCGUCACGCAGUGGAUCCCGCAGCACUAUCCAGGCUAUCGAUUCGGGGACCAGGAUCUGCCGAUUGAGGCGUGGUAUAAGGCGACGAGGGCAGCGGUCAAAGAGAAAGUCUUCACGCUCUUCCCCUCAAUCGCCCCGGAGUUCUAUACGAAG
This is a messenger RNA of Trematosphaeria pertusa, 888 nucleotides long. RefSeq lists its product as uncharacterized. The annotation marks the transcript as partial. Lineage: Eukaryota; Fungi; Ascomycota; Dothideomycetes; Pleosporales; Trematosphaeriaceae. The record is from RefSeq and is a predicted model, not a curated record. The transcript is spliced from 2 exons.